AUGCUGACAAAGGUCUACACCUGGGAGCGGCAUGGGAUCGAUAUCGAAUACGGAACUGAGGGAAAACUGUUCGAAACUCGCCGCUCAAAGGCACCUUUGAAUGUAUCGAAUGGCAGUUUUCCCGACCUGGUGUUCGCGGAUGAAUGCGUUCUAGACACCACAACGGAAGAUGACAUGCAGCGGAGUGUUGGCCUCAUCGCCUUCGGCUGCUCCAACUCCAGACUGACCAAUACGGGGGAGACAGUGGACGUACUCCAACCGGCAUCGAACGUGGAGUAG
Molecule: messenger RNA, 279 nt
Organism: Spirometra erinaceieuropaei
Lineage: Eukaryota; Metazoa; Platyhelminthes; Cestoda; Diphyllobothriidea; Diphyllobothriidae
Source: the annotation of a GenBank genome assembly